AUGUCCGAAGUCAAGAAGAAAAUUGCGGACGAGAAAGGUGAAGAUUAUGCGGUAGAGCUUCAAAAGUUGAUCUAUAAUGGGAAGAUUCUUGACGAUGCUACAACGAUAGAGCAAGUUGAUAUUGACCCUAAUAAGUUCGUGGUGGUAAUGUUAUCUAGGAGGAAAGCUCCUGAACCUGCUCCCAAUCCAACUACUACAUCAGCCCCUGCAGGAGUGCAGUCUAGUACGUCCGCUCCUGUUACUGCAGCUCCUGAACCCACAGUGCAAGCGGAUCCUCAACCUCGCAGUAAGACAACAGAAGCUGCCUCAUCAGCUCCCGCACCAAGCCCAGCUGCGGAGACUACACCUCAGCCUGUGCAAGCGCAGCCAGGUGCUUCCAUGCAACGAUCAUCACUAUUUGAUACCAUAUUAUCGUAUUUAGCCUUCACCGCCGAUCAAGAGUCAUCUAUCGAAGCUAUUAGUGCGAUGGGAUAUCCUCGUGAUCAGGUAAUCGCUGCACUUCGAGCUGCAUACUGGAACCCUGAUCGUGCCGUAGAAUAUUUACUGACUGGAAUUCCGGAUGACGAGCAGAUGCCUAUUGAAGUUGGAGGUGAAGAAGAAGAAAGUGAAGGAGGUGAAGUACCGGCCUCUCAGCUUGAAGCACUGCGGAAUCUACCACAAAUGGAUGAGCUUCGUAAUCUUGUGCGUUCCAAUCCUGAAAUUCUUCCCUCAUUAAUUCAGCAAAUCGCAGCUGUAAAUCCUGAGCUGAUGGAAAUAAUUCAAAACAAUCAAGAGGAAUUUUUGCGCAUUCUGAAUACGGCGCCUGGUUCAGGAGCUUCACAGCCAACGGCCGGAACUGAUCCCGCAGCAAAUCCUAACCCUUUUGGUGAGCGCCACGUGAUUGAUUUAACAGAGCAAGAAGCGGCAGCAAUUCAGCGCAUAAAGUCUAUGGGAUUUCGAGUUCCGGAUGGUUUAAUAAUUGAGGCUUAUUUGGCUUGUGACAAGAACGAGGAAAUGGCCAUCGACUACAUUUUGAACAGAAUGAGUGAAGAUGACAUGUGA
This is a messenger RNA of Haemonchus placei, 1041 nucleotides long. The record is from the annotation of a GenBank genome assembly. Lineage: Eukaryota; Metazoa; Nematoda; Chromadorea; Rhabditida; Trichostrongylidae.